Molecule: messenger RNA, 464 nt
Organism: Euleptes europaea (tarantolino)
Lineage: Eukaryota; Metazoa; Chordata; Lepidosauria; Squamata; Sphaerodactylidae
Gene: ASIP
Product: agouti signaling protein
Exons: 3
Coding region: 1-396 (131 amino acids)
Biological process (GO): melanosome organization; hormone-mediated signaling pathway; positive regulation of melanin biosynthetic process
Cellular component (GO): extracellular region
Molecular function (GO): melanocortin receptor binding; neuropeptide hormone activity
Source: RefSeq, a predicted model, not a curated record
AUGGAAUAUCAGAAUCUUCUCUUGGGGCUCCUUCUCUGCUGCACUUUGCUUACAACAAGCUAUUCUUACAUGAUAUUUGAGGAAAAGCAGAACACAGAUACUGCUGUGGGGAACAACAGAAUGAAGCUCCCAGAUCUGCCACCUAUCUCUAUAGUAGAUUUAACCAAAGCUUCCAAGAAGAUCAGCAGGAAAGAGGCUGAAAAAAGGAAAUCUAUGAAGAGAAAGAACCGACAAAAAAAGCAUCCCCAGCUGAAACCAUCACCUCCGCCUAACUGUGUGCCUACCUGGUCAAGCUGCAAACCUCCCUCUCGGCCAUGCUGUGACUUCUGUGCCUUCUGCCAUUGCCGGUUAUUUCAGACAGUCUGCUACUGCCGAGUGGGAAACCCAAACUGCUAAACUAAAACCAGAAAUGCCACUGGGACUCUGGCUCUUAUUAGACUCCACGGUGUAUCUUCUGACCCUGU